Molecule: messenger RNA, 3743 nt
Organism: Tigriopus californicus
Lineage: Eukaryota; Metazoa; Arthropoda; Copepoda; Harpacticoida; Harpacticidae
Product: solute carrier family 35 member F2-like
Exons: 11
Coding region: 2032-3654 (540 amino acids)
Biological process (GO): transmembrane transport
Cellular component (GO): membrane
Molecular function (GO): transmembrane transporter activity
Source: RefSeq, a predicted model, not a curated record
UGAUAGUGGUUCUCUGCAAAGGAAACGCAUCGAGUCUCAGUUUCGUUUGAGACGGCCGACAGAGCAGUGACCAAGUGAGUGCUGGUGGUGACGGGUCUAUUGAGUGGCCACCUAACGCGAGUGAGCGAAACUUUUCCACCGACUCAUCAUCAAACGAUCCUUUUUCUCGCUUCAUUGGUAUUAGACACAAAUUUUUAAAGUGCCAAUAACCUGAUUGAACCAGCUCGCCUCACCCGAACCAACCAAAGGAUAGAUGUUAUGAGACGUUGACAAUCUUCGCUAAGAGCCUCAUAAGAAAAAUUGCCUGAAUGGUGUCUUUUGGGGAGAUGUGUCCAUGUUAGUGUAAAGCCGAUUAGACACAGUCAGAAGGUAAAUGCCUUGGCUUUCGAGUCGGCCUUUAAUCCUCGAGAAGCUAACUGGAUGGAUGGAAAGAUGGAGUAUCGGACAAUGAGCCACAAGGCCAUUGUGGUUUUCCUCUCCGAGUGAGUAUCUCAUACCUUAGAGCCAAACAAAAAGCCUCUUUGAGUGUCAACGUUACAAACGCAGUGCUUCCUUUUUUUUCUCUACUCUGUGAGUCGAUAUCACCUUCGGGUUGGCCUUCCCUCGUAAGCGAAUAAGUUCUCGAAAUAGAUAGGUAGAAAGAUAGACAGAUGGAUGGAUGGAGAGGAAAAACACAGACUUAGGAUCCCUCUCAAGGUGAACGGAGAGCCAAGGAAACCGCACCACGUUUUGAAACAUAUCCCCCAAACGACGGAUUCGUAGAGACCUGUCGGAAAAUAACGGAGCCUAGCGUCACCCAAGAAGGAGGACGACAACGACGACGUCGGGAACGGGAGAACAGGAGAACGGAAGAGGAGAAGGAGGGAAUUAGAGGACGAAAAAAAGGCCAACCACUGCAGCUCAGCCAGUCUUGGCUUCGCAGAUAGAGGACAGAAGAGUUAUGUCAAUGACUGGCGACCGAAAAAAGAGGAUCCAAGUCCACAAUUUCCAUGUUCCGGCUUUAAGCCCACUACCAGUACCGGUGUCUUUGCCACCCUCCAGUGAGAGUCUGUACUAUUCCUUUCUUAAAGGCUCGCGUGGUUGGACGUUCAUCCGAUAAAUCAGGAGCUCUCUAAAAGUCUCUCUCCCACUCUAUGUAAGAGACUAAGAGGUCAUAUACAUUUGUGUGUGAAGUCAGAUCCAUAGAACGACUAGCUGCAGCAAAAAAGAGCUAGCCUUACAUCGCAUUUGGUGGGCAAAGGACUUCAAAAGGACGAAUUCUUGCCGUGGUUGGCUAGAUUAACUCCUACCUUGCAUACCCUAGCAUGGAUCAGAACGUCGAGAUCGCUGAAUCAGCAAAUGGGAUCGAGUAGGAAAUGUGGGAGAGAUUCCAAACCAUGGGCCAAAGAGCCAGAUAGCCGCCAAAAUUCGUUCGGAUGAAGAUCUCAAUCAUGGACCCCAUUACUGAUCUUGACCUUGUGAUUUGACGGCCCUUUUCGUGUAAUGACCAGUAGUCGUGACAAUUGAACACUUUUGUUUCCGUCGAGGAUGCUUCAGUGCCUUUGGGGCAUCGCCGAAACUACGCCUGAACAAGGAACGGAAUGGUCUCACGAUGUCUUAGAAUGGUUGGAACUCCGGGUUGUGCCAUCAUUGCCACCAGGGAUUCUCUUGGAAUACUGCAGUGAGAUGGAGGUCAUUCUGCAUUGUUAGAGACAGCCCAAAAGACUAAAGCACCUUCAAGAUUCCGUGGCAAAAAGUGUCUUUCUGCAUUGUUUUGCCUCCUAUCCUCUCGGCCUCCUGAAGAGGCACUGCAUUGAAAAAAAGAGCUUGAGAGUGUUGAGGAAGCAUAUUUCUUCUUUUUGAAAAACUUUUGUGAAUUCUCAGGACGUUCCUUUUGCGUCAGAUAUGUGACAAUGAAUUGACGAGAACAACUUGCACCAACAGCUCACCCACCAACACUAGAGCUUGAACACUUCUACUGAAGUGAGUGAUUGAGUGAGGGAGUGUUGAACGACGUCAAGCCAGCCACGAAGGUAUCAGCAAGAACCCGUCAUGUCUUCGCCUGACCUCGAGUGUAUUCAAUCCGUUUCAUCACCCUGCAGCACAAUUGAUUUUGAUAAUCACCCGUUGCCCAUGACUCCUCAUCAACAACGUCGCCGUGCAGCCCUACUAGCCGAUUCCCCGGAGCCGCCCCCGCCUCAAAGCUCAGGCAUGCCUAAUCCUAGCCGGAGACAAUCGGUCAGCUGCUCCUUAACCGGCCGACCCGUCGAUCAGGUCGAGAUGGUGAUUGAGGCAGCUUCGGCAGGCAAUGAGAGCGGGUUUUGCCUGUGCACCCGUUGUUGCGUCCGGUGUUGUGCCAAAAUGGAUCAUUCUAUCAGCGGUCUCAAGCGAAGUAACGUGUGGAAAUCCAUCCUCUUGGGCCAACUCAUUUCGCUAUUACUAUGCUCCUCCUGUGUUCUGUGCCAAAUCCUGGUGGAUAACUACAACUUCAAACUCCCAUCAGGACAAUCUCUGUUGUAUUAUUUACUUCUGUUCGUGGUCUAUUUUCCGAUCCUCUGUUGUCGGCGAGCUCGGCGGUCUUCGGUCAGUAGCGGAAGUGGAACCAAUAACGUGACCAAUGCAAGUUUAAAAGCGCCGGAUCCGUUGUACCAGGUUUUACGCCAACGUGGCCUUCGCUACUUCUUUUUGGCUGUGGUGGAUACUCAGGCCAAUUACCUCAUUCAACGAGCAUUUCAAUACACAACCUUGACAAGUGUGCAGCUUCUAGAUUGUUUUUGUCUGCCCACGGUUUUGAUUCUAUCGUGGUUGAUCUUGCGUGCCCGUUACAAGCUCACUCACAUCGGUGGAAUGGCAUUGGCGCUCAUGUCGGUGGUGUCCUUGGUGUGGAUUGAUAUUGAUGAUGGCAAAGGCGGUGUCACCAGUGGAGGGCGAAAUCGGCUGAUCGGUGAUAUGCUCACCUUGAGUGGAUCAUUCCUCACCGGAAUCACCUUCGUCGGAUUGGAACAUUCGGUCCGAUUCCAUGAUCCCUACGAGUUUCUCGGGAUCGUGGGCCUCUUUGGAAGCAUUAUCACGGCCGUCCAGAUAGGUCUUUUGGAACGUGGCGAGAUCCUGACGAUUCGUUGGGAGUUAUGGGAGAUUACAGUACUUCUAGCCGCAUUCUCCGUAGCACAAUUCGUCCGGAUAUCUUGCCUACCCCUUAUGCUCAAACUCUCGUCCUCGGCAGGACUCACCUUGUCCUUACUUUCUUCAGAUUUUUAUUCAAUUCUGGCCGGUUUCUGUAUGCUUCACUUUCAAUUCCAUGCACUGUACCUUAUCUCCAUAAGCCUGGUUCUCACCGGUUUGAUCAUAUUCAGCAUUCAACCCGUUCCAAUGAUGCUCAAAAAACUCAGUGGGGAAAUUGUGUUUGGCUCAAACGGAUCUGGGUCCAAAUUCAAGACCUCAGCCCAAUCCAUCUUCAAUGGGAGCAGCGAGGUCAGUGUAGUCCCCAAUGUGGUUCCUUUGAGCAACCUUCUCGUAUCAGACAUGGCCUUUCAUGGCCUUCCAGCAACCACAGUUGAGAUUCAUCCAGUUCGGUCUUCGAGUGUGGCCGGCCCAUCCAAUGGGAAACUCCCUCAAGCCCCACCGCCGCCAACCAUGAGACAUCAACACGCCCCGUUUCACGAGGAUUCAAUGUGAUCAUCGCCGUUAUCAUAGAUCUCACGAGCGAUAGGAAUGUUGAAUACGUAGUAAAAAGUCAAUAAAGUAAUUAUUGCCAUCACGUCGAA